Molecule: messenger RNA, 1238 nt
Organism: Lycium barbarum (goji berry)
Lineage: Eukaryota; Viridiplantae; Streptophyta; Magnoliopsida; Solanales; Solanaceae
Exons: 2
Coding region: 345-1076 (243 amino acids)
Source: RefSeq, a predicted model, not a curated record
AAAGUGAUAACAGAACGUAUAAAGUUGAUGUGAAUGUCCAUUAAGUGACUUUCUCUGGUAAAUUUUAUUUGUCGACAAAAAGUUCUUCUUAUUUUGUUCUGAUAGCAAUAAUGGGAAUCAUUUUGUUACCAUGCUUUUACUGCCAUUACUUUCGAGUGAAAAAAGACUUGUACAAGGAAGCACAAAAAAGAUACUCCUGUAAGUUAAUCCAGCACGUUGACGAAGACUUCUACAAAGAAGCACAAAAAAGUUACUCCUAUAAGUUAACGCAAUCUUUUUGAAGUUGGUUGUCAAGAAUCUAUUGAGGGAAAAAAAGAAAGAGGAAGAAUAUUCACACUGAGAUUAUGGAUGAUCAAAAUCGAGGCCAUGUUGACAUUGAAAGUGGAGAAUCUAGUCAAGUUACAGGGCCACGUCCAAAGAGAGACAAUCAUACUUUCCAGAGGGGAACUAGUUCGGAGAUAUUACCAAAAAGAGAUUGGAUAGAAAGGAAGAAGAAUACUUUAAUGAUUGUGGCUUCACUUAUUGCAACCAUGUCUUUUCAAGCUGGUCUCAACCCUCCUAGUGGAGUUUGGCAAGAUAAUUCAAAAGAUACUGGAAUAGCAUCACCUAGUCCAUUUCCUCAACAUAAAGCAGGUCACUCAGUGCUGGCAGAUAAUUACAAACCACUUUAUAUACGAUUUCUAGUGUCUAAUACAGUGGCGUUUAUAGCAUCUUUUAGCAUCGUAUUACUGUUGAUAAGUGGCUUGCCUUUAAGGACAAAAGGUUUAAUGUGGAUAUUGAUGUUUAUCAUGUGGAUCGCCAUUGUUGCAACCGCGUUCACUUACCAUACAUUUAUCGCAGCCUAUUCCCCAAGAGAAAGCCUCUAUCAAUAUUUCCUAGGAUGCUCACUGCUGGCAUGGAUGGUACUCUUGUCCCUCCUGUUCAUUAUCCAUACAAUCCGCUUGAUAGUGAAGGCUGUUAGAAAGCUGAUCCGCGUGAUAGUGAAGGCUGUUAGAAAGCUGAUCCGCUUGAUAGUGAAGGCUGUUAGAAAGCUGAGACAAUCUGCUGCCAAGUGGAGUAUGAAUGAUUCCAGCUAGUGUAAUAAGAAUGUACUAGCUAGUGCUUAGCAAAACUCUAUCUCAUGUAUCUAGGGAUUCAUGAUCACCAUGAUUGUAUUAGUACUCUUAUGACUGAUUCUAAAAUAUUUGAGUUUUAGACCUCUUUGUAAAGUAAUAUAAUGGUUUGACGCAUUUAGGUUA